AAGUAUGAUGUGAAGAAUUAUGUAGAACUCGUAGGCUCCUGUCCACCUCGGCCUUCAGCCUCAGUGGAUAAUAUCCCCUCGAUCUACAUAAUUCUUCAUACCAUAAAGAAUGUAGGUGUGAAUGUCGCGAUGGUACUGACGUUUUCUUGUAUAUAUUUAUCACAUUUCACAUCACUAUAUUUGAUAAAAACUGGAAAUAGAAAUAGUUUUUUUAUGGACCAAUUUAAGCCGAACUAUCAAGAAAUCUCUAAUUAUCGAGAAAACGAAUAUUUCUACUGGAAGGUUUCUGAUCGAUUUUUCACGCGUAAAGACACUCAUGCUGCUGGUUUUUUAAAGGUACAUCGAAUCACAGUAAGUAGAGGAGACUGGUGAGGAAACCCGGCAAACAUCAAAGUUAAAUACAAUGGUGCUGUAGGUUGUGGUGGAGGCUCCCUGACCGUGCGCUAUCCUUUGUUUUCUGUUCACAAAUUAUGACUAAAUAAAUCAAUGCAAUGUUUCUAUUGGUCAAUAUCUUCAAAACGAUAGGAAUGCUAUUGAACGUUGGGCACGGUCAGGUCCAAAAACGUUAACAAAAAACCUAUGACAAAGGGUUUCCCAACCAUUUCACUAUAAUUAACUAUGAUAGAAUUGACUUCAUCGUAAUAAUCCACUCGAUAAUCCAUCAGCUGAGGACAUAUACUUCUCAAAAGGUUCUGCGCCCGUAAAUCUUGGGUUUCUAGAACUUUUCUUAUCGAUGUAGGUUACCAUGGCAAUUUUAAUUCCUGUACUGGCAAGCUUGAUUGCGACUUCAUCAAAAACGGAUCUCUUUGAACAUCGACGACUUUUUUCAUAAUGAACCAAAUUCGUUGUACAUUAGUCAGUAUAUUUGUGUGUGUGUAGCCAAAAGCAUUAGUCAUUUCGUAGUAUCACAACAAUCAGUGCAGAAAUCUUCACUCUACUUCCAUCUCCCCUGGUCGGUAGUGCACUCGCUUCAGAUCUGACCCUAUGAAAUACGUAGGGUCAAAACUUAAGCUCAUUUUAUUCUGUCGCUUUUUAAUUUUUUUUUCGCGUUUAUAUCCUCAUUUAUGAUUAUUUUCCAUGUUAUAAACGAAUCGUAUGGCUAUUAGCUAGUGCCUUUCAUAAGCCCUAUCAAUUUUCUUCUUCUUCAGUUUUUCUUAAGACGAUUGUAAAAACCAAGGAGAACUGAUUUUAAUACCAAAGGUUAGGUAAAAUUUUGGGGGUGCAAACAAGUUGAAUGUCGGGGUAUGUACUUUUUGUGUAGUUGGUGAAGUUAGUUUUGGAAAAAAGGUUCGUAUGAAAUACGCGAACGAAUUAUCAAAUUUAUUCCUUACUUGUAUUUUUUUACUUAAUUGGAUCCGUACUUACUAAACUGUGACAUGCUUUCCUUUGGCGCUGUUUAUUUUGCAGCGCAAGGAGUUUUUAACUGUGAAGUCUGCAGGGAAAGAUCUAAGUGUUUGCAUCCAAAGUUUGGACCGCACUCUUAACCAGAAGAAGUUUUUAUUAUAUGAAUACGGGAUGAAAUCCUGA
Molecule: messenger RNA, 1527 nt
Organism: Porites lobata
Lineage: Eukaryota; Metazoa; Cnidaria; Anthozoa; Scleractinia; Poritidae
Source: the annotation of a GenBank genome assembly